AUGGAAGUUACCAUUAGUAAAGAGGAGGAUGUUACAGAAAAAGCAGAGGCUGAUAAUUCUACAGAAACAGCCGUUAGUGCUAUUGAAUCAGAAACUCAGCAGGCUUCAACGGUGCCAAAACAACAACAAAAUCGUGAACUUGUUGAAAAUACUGAACCAAAGACACCUGAGAAGCAACCCGAAAUUCGACUUGAUAUUCCUUUGACGAGUCGAUACAAUAACAUAGUAUACUUUCCUGAUUUGUUAAAGGAAGCUGGAUAUGCUAUUGCAAAAACACCUCCACGUUAUAUGUCAUGUUCAGAAACACCUGGGUCAGAAACCCCACAAUCGGAAUGGUCAGAUUUCGAAACUCCUGACGAUUUUCGAACGCCAACACCUCCUUCAGCAAUUGAUUUGCCACGUGCUUUUCGUGACGAAAAUGAUGAAUUCUUUGAUAGAAUUCUGGAGAAUGCGGGAAAAUAUGCCAUUGUCGAAGAGGAAAAAACUCGUAAAAAAAAGAGAAGGAUUAUCAAGAAGGAACAGCAUUACGAUGUGAAUGAUCCAUUCAUAGAUGACAGUGAAUUGGCUCCAUUACAGCGUGAUUACGGAAAAGUACGUCCACAAAUUGAAGGUUUUUUUGUAUGGAAUGGGCCAUUGGUUUUAGAAAGAUUAGUUGAUGAAGAUGAGCCAUCGUCUAAGAAAAAGGCUGCAAAACGUAAGCCAAAAUCCUCCGAAACUGACGGUCCAAAAGUUAGAAAGGCACGUACUGUCAAAAAAGCAGAAGGUGGUAGUGAUGGGAAAGGAAAGGCUGCUACCCCAAAAAAGAGAGUAUCAAAGAAAUUGAAGACUGCCGGUGAUACCAACCAGGAAUCGUCAUCUAUGAACGGGGUUGUUUCAACUUCACACAAUGAGACCAAUCCCUCAAAUAAUUCACAUAUAACAGAUCCUAGUUCAAGUACAAAUAUUUCCACUAUAGGUGCGAAUAAUACGUCAGCACAUCAAAAAGAUUUAUCGGAUCCUAAUAAAUCUUCGGGAAAAAAGAAAAAAGUUUAUCCAGUGGAUCCUGUUCAUCCAGAUGUUCAAUAUCUUUUAGAUCUCUUUAAACAACAAGUAGAUAAAGAGUCUUUCGAAGUCAAGUCUAGGUUCCCACAAAAUCUUAAACCUCCUUUGAUGGAGCUUCUUUCAAGAGCCUAUGAACUUAAUCAAUUCAACGAAAAUCUUUUUAAAAUAUUAACCAAUACGUUACCAUAUAAUAAAUUCACAAUAACGCGACUUUGUCAGAGGACAUUAUAUCCAAAAUCCUUGAUAGAGUUACAAAAAAGAAAGUUAGAAUUUAUUGGUCGUUUGAAAGUUGCAGUGGAUGAAAUUAUGCCAUCUUUAUUACAGGAAUUCGAUGAACGAAAUGCAUCUGUUUCUUCAUCUUCGGUACCGGUAAACGGUGAUAACAGUGCUGAAAUAGAUUCCAAUAUGGAAAUUGAUGGUGAUGCGGACAUUGAGCCUGAUGCAGAUGCAGAUGGCGAUAUUAAAUCUGAUAGUAAAUCUGAUAGUAGCUCUAAUAAUAAUAGAUCAAAAGAAACGGUAAAUGGCAAAAAAUUUCGAUGGGAUGAAAACACAAGAUUUUUACUGUGGAAAAUAGUACAAGAAGAAAUGUCUUGGGUUGUAAUGAGUAAUUGUCUUGCAGAGGCUGAAGAAAAAUCCGAGAGACAUUCCGAGCAAACGAGGCGAAAAAGUUUAUACCAAUAUCUAUUGACGUUAUGGCCAAAGGGAUGGAUGACUUCUUACGAAAUAGCGCGUGUGUAUAGUGCAUACAAAAGAUAUCUUAGAGAUAGACCAAAUUCAUCAUAA
Molecule: messenger RNA, 1824 nt
Organism: Dentiscutata erythropus
Lineage: Eukaryota; Fungi; Glomeromycota; Glomeromycetes; Diversisporales; Gigasporaceae
Source: the annotation of a GenBank genome assembly